This is a messenger RNA of Striga asiatica, 537 nucleotides long. The record is from the annotation of a GenBank genome assembly. Lineage: Eukaryota; Viridiplantae; Streptophyta; Magnoliopsida; Lamiales; Orobanchaceae.
AUGCAGUUCUUGAUAAAACCCCUAAAACCUUGGCUGAGAAAUUCCGAAUUGUGGGGAGGGUUUGGAGCUGUGGCCGCUAUUUAUAGACAAGAAAGGCAAAUUGGUGAGCUAGCUACGAAGAAUGUGCUUAUUUUCUUGGCUGACUUCACUAUUGUCCACAGGAAGAAGAUUGGCAGUAGUACUCAUGCCCAAUUGAAAAGCCAUAACCGGAUUAAUCGACAUCUCCAUUUGAGGAAAAUAAGGUUGAGUGGUGAUCAUUCCAGUUCCAGACCGAACCUCGUCUCCUGCUUUGUUGCAUUAGUCUCGACCCAAACACUGUGCUCGUGCUCGUGCUUUGUAACAAAACCGCCUUGUGGGAAUUGUAGAGGCGGCAGCUCGUCGAUUUCGUGUUUUGCUGCGUUUAGGAGCCAAUCUACAGCCUUGCUCGCCUGGCUCAGCCCCAGCCGAUCCUGGAGGUCGUACAGCUGGAUGGCGGUUGGUACCGAUAGCCUCACCCGCCUGUCGCGCAAGCCGCGCACGGUGCACACUUUGCUGUGA